AUGGCGGAUAACGGAGGAGUUUCAAUCGCGAGCAGUACAGUCGUCUGUGUCGAAGCUGACAUUAAAGGAGAAGUUUUAAUUAAAGAAGGUUGUGUCGUCCAUCCACAUGUUAUUAUUGAUGCUUCAAAUGGUCCAAUCUAUAUAGGAGACAACAAUAUUUUUGAAGAAUUUUCAGUUAUUCGAAAUAACAGUGAAGGCCAACCAAUGAUCAUUGGCGAUUCAAAUAUCUUUGAAGUGCACUCGAAGUGUAGUGCAAAAUAUGUGGGAAGUCGAAAUGUGAUCGGAGUUCAUGCGGUACUUGAAGAUGGAUGUUCAGUGUCUGAUGACUGUAGUGUAGCUGCGAGAUGUCGUGUUUAUGCCAAACAAAACCUGGAACCCUUUGUGGCAAUUUACGGACAGACGAAUGCCCACAGGACGACUAUAACACCAAAUUUGACACCCACUGUACAACUGGAAUUCCUCCGAAAGAUCCUCCCAUCCUACCAUCAUUUAUAUGGCAAAAAGAAGGCCGCACCGGGUCAAUAG
This is a messenger RNA of Caenorhabditis remanei, 525 nucleotides long. RefSeq lists its product as uncharacterized. Gene Ontology annotation, molecular function: dynein complex binding. Gene Ontology annotation, cellular component: dynactin complex. Bases 1 to 525 code for a protein of 174 amino acids. Gene Ontology annotation, biological process: mitotic spindle organization. The record is from RefSeq and is a predicted model, not a curated record. The transcript is spliced from 4 exons. NCBI's taxonomy places the organism in Eukaryota, Metazoa, Nematoda, Chromadorea, Rhabditida, Rhabditidae.